This is a messenger RNA of Vigna radiata var. radiata (mung bean), 1431 nucleotides long. RefSeq names its product probable transcription factor PosF21. Bases 129 to 1154 code for a protein of 341 amino acids. The record is from RefSeq and is a predicted model, not a curated record. Gene Ontology annotation, biological process: regulation of DNA-templated transcription. Lineage: Eukaryota; Viridiplantae; Streptophyta; Magnoliopsida; Fabales; Fabaceae. Gene Ontology annotation, cellular component: nucleus. The transcript has 5 exons. Gene Ontology annotation, molecular function: DNA-binding transcription factor activity.
AAGAGAAGAAGGUCUGGUGUGUAGUUUGUGCUAACCCAGAACCUGCAAUCUCUGAUGUUAGCAAUUGUUGUUGCAUCUCUGAUCUAACGUAACAUUCUUCCAUCAAAUCCAAAGUGUUGUGUAGGGUAAUGGAAAGAGAUAAAGACAACAAAUCCCCUCCUCUGCCACCUUCGUCUUCCUCAUCCCAACCUUUCAGCCAUGACAUCGUCGGAAUGCCCGAUAAUCCAAUCAAAAACAGGGGCCAUAGACGCGCCCAUUCCGAGAUUAUCACCCUUCCCGAUGACCUCACCUUCGACACUGAUCUCCCCCUCGAUGACGACUUCCUCGCCCUCGUAGAUCAUAUUAACUCCCCGCCUUUGCCUGAAGAUGACAACAAAAUUAUCGUCAACAACAACGAUUACAGCAGUAACAAUCACGAUAACAACGUUGGUAACGAAAGGCCGAGGGUUAGACACCAGCAUAGCCAUUCCAUGGAUUUGUCCAUCCAGCCGGAGAUGCUGGUCUCCGGUGCCGAUGAUGUGUCCGGCGUGGAUACCAAAAGGGCUAUGUCUACUGACAAGCUUGCUGAGCUUGCCUUAAUUGAUCCCAAGCGGGCUAAAAGGAUAUGGGCAAACAGACAGUCUGCUGCAAGAUCAAAAGAAAGGAAGAUGCGUUACAUUUCUGAGCUUGAAAGGAAAGUGCAGACAUUGCAAACAGACGCAACAUCCUUGUCUGCACAAUUAACUCUCUUGCAGAGAGAUACAAACGGACUGAAUGCUGAGAACGGUGAGUUGAAGUUGCGGUUGCAAACGAUGGAGCAACAGGUUCACUUGCAAGAUGCAUUAAAUGAUGCAUUAAAAGAAGAAAUUCAGCAUUUGAAAUUAAUGACUGGACAAGCCAUUUCAAAUGGAGGACACUUUGCUUCAUUUGGUGGUGGGCAACAAUUCUAUCCCAAUAAUCACGCCAUGUACACUCUUUUGGCUGCACAAAAGUUUCAACAACUUCAAAUUCAAUCCCAGAAGCAGCAGCAGCAGCAUCAACUUCAGCAACAACAACAACAAUUUCAGCAACAACAACAACAACUUCAACAUCAACUACAUCAGCAACAGCAACAACAGCAACAACAAACAACAGCAGCAGGUAGUGUAACAUCAACAAAUGUGGUACUUGAAUAAGGAGGGGGCACAUAUAACUCUUUAUGAAGUGUAAAACCCUUCAGCAACCGAUGAUUAUACAGACUACAAGUUGCCUUCUCUUCAUCACCUUUUUAUUUAACCUGUCUUGUCUUUUUAGAGUUUGUGUAGGUCACAGUCAUAUUAUAUUUCUUACUCAUGAGAUGGUCCCAGUUAGAGAUUCAGAAUUCUUCACUGUAAAAUUCUUUGGUACCUUUUGUUGGAUCUGCGGAGCGGAUUUAUGUUUAUUGAACCUUCUUCUUUCCAUUGCUUUACCCUA